AUGGACAGCAAGCAGUCAUCAUGGAAAGGAUCACUCCUGCUGCUGCUGGUGUUAAACCUCCUUCUCUGCAAGAAUGUGGCUGCCAGCCCUGCCUGUGCAGGUGGGGCUGCGAACUGCCGCUUGAGCCUCCAAGACCUGUUCACCCGUGCAGUCGCCCUGUCUGACAACAUCUAUAAAGUUGCUGAAGACGCAUUCAGGGACUUUCAAAAAACAUAUGCCACUGGCCAGGAGUUCAUUUCCAGGGCCAUCAACAGCUGCCACACUUCUUCCAUUCCUACUCCAGCAGACAAAGACCAAGCCCUAAAUACUGAGCACCUGACCACCACAGUGAGGGAUAUGAAAGAAUUCCCAGCGGAUAUGAUUAGAAGAGUCCAAGAGAUUGAGUAUAAAACCCAUCAACUUCGAGAGGGCGUGGAGAAGAUAAUCAAACAGGUUGAACCUGGAGUCGUAAACGAUGACAUCUUCGCUGCCUGGUCUGGACUUUCAUCACUGCAAAAUGGUGACAAAAACUCUCGCCUUGUGGGAUUUUAUAACCUGUUCCACUGCCUACGCAGGGAUACAAAUAAGGUUGACAAUUUUCUCAAGAUCCUGAAGUGCAAAGUUGUCCAUGAAGGCAGCUGCUAA
Molecule: messenger RNA, 624 nt
Organism: Castor canadensis (American beaver)
Lineage: Eukaryota; Metazoa; Chordata; Mammalia; Rodentia; Castoridae
Source: RefSeq, a predicted model, not a curated record